Messenger RNA from Bicyclus anynana (squinting bush brown), 1812 nucleotides. It is a transcript of the gene AspRS, whose product is annotated as aspartate--tRNA ligase, cytoplasmic. The transcript has 13 exons. Bases 164 to 1750 code for a protein of 528 amino acids. Gene Ontology annotation, biological process: aspartyl-tRNA aminoacylation. Gene Ontology annotation, molecular function: ATP binding; RNA binding; aspartate-tRNA ligase activity. Gene Ontology annotation, cellular component: aminoacyl-tRNA synthetase multienzyme complex; cytoplasm; cytosol. Lineage: Eukaryota; Metazoa; Arthropoda; Insecta; Lepidoptera; Nymphalidae. The record is from RefSeq and is a predicted model, not a curated record.
AACGUCAUUUCAUCAGUGAUAACAAAAAGGAAAUGUGCUAUCGCCUACUUUCUUAAAAUAUAACCUUUUAUUAUUAUAUUUUAUAAGUUAUUAAAUACUAGAGAUUCUUACUUUCGAACCCCUUACAGGUCUGUUUAAAUUUAUAGGUAACUAGAAAACCGUCAUGGUAAUAUCAGAGAGUCAGCCCCCAGUGGAAGGGGAUGCAACAAGCAAGAAAGCAGCCAAAAAAGCAGCAAAAGCUGCAGAAAAGCAACAAAAAAAGGCUGAGCACAAGGGGGCCACAACCCAGAAUGAGCCAGCUGAACCAGAUAUCUCAGAAGGGAAGUAUGGAGCCCUGAAAAUGAUACAGUCCAACGGAGAGAACAGAGACAGAGUGUAUGUUGAUGUAAAGGAUCUUCAUGUUGGCUUAGAGGGAAAGGAUGUGUGGGUUAGAGCGCGACUUCAAACAUCAAGAGGCAUUGGGAAGCAAUGCUUCGCUGUGCUUCGACAGAACUCGAGCACUGUUCAAUUAUUACUGAGAGUAAACGAACAAGUUAGUAAGCAGAUGGUCAAGUUUGUUGGAAACAUAACAAAAGAGUCGAUAGUAGACAUCCACGCGACGGUGGCGAAGACCGCAGCACCGGUGGAGUCCUGCACGGUGAAGCUCGUGGAGCUGAUAGGGCUCCAAGUGUGGGUCGUGUCGAGCGCGAAGCCCCAGCUGCCACUGCAGAUAGAGGAUGCAGCCCGACCGGAGACUGACGAUCCAGAAGGUCUCAAAAUUCGCGUAAACCAAGACACCCGCCUGGACAAUCGUGUGCUGGACCUACGUACUCCGGCCAACCAGGCGAUAUUCAGGCUCGAGGCGGGCGUUUGCAAACUGUUCAGAGACAUUUUGACUGACAGGGGUUUCGUCGAGAUCCACACGCCGAAGAUAAUCUCGGCGGCGUCGGAGGGCGGCGCCAACGUGUUCACGGUGUCGUACUUCAAGUCGUCCGCCUACCUCGCCCAGAGCCCGCAGCUCUACAAGCAGAUGGCCAUUGCCGCUGACUUCGAUAAGGUGUUCACAGUAGGUGCGGUGUUCCGAGCCGAAGACUCCAACACCCACCGCCACCUGACGGAGUUCGUGGGCCUGGACCUGGAGAUGUCGUUCAAGCACCACUACCACGAGGUGCUGGACACCAUCGGCCAGACCUUCACCGACAUCUUCCGCGGGCUGCAGGACCGGUACGCAUCAGAGAUAGCAACAGUGGGGCAGCAGUUCCGAGUGGAGCCCUUCAAGUUCCUCGACCCCCCACUCCGGCUGGAGUUCCCGCAGGCCAUCAGCAUGCUGAGGGAAGCCGGAGUGAGUGUGGGGGAGGAGGACGACCUGUCGACGCCGGACGAGAAGCUGCUGGGGCGGCUAGUGCGCGCCAAGUACGACACAGACUUCUACAUCCUGGACAAAUACCCGCUGGCCGUGCGACCCUUCUACACCAUGCCCGACCCCAACAACCCGAAAGCGUCCAACUCAUACGACAUGUUCAUGCGCGGCGAGGAGAUCCUGAGCGGCGCGCAGCGCAUCCACGACCCGGACUUCCUCACGCAGAGGGCGAAGCACCAUCAGAUCGACAUAAGCAAGAUCGCUGCCUACAUUGAAUCCUUCAGACUGGGUUGUCCUCCGCACGCAGGAGGCGGUAUCGGCAUGGAGCGCGUGGUGAUGCUGUACCUGGGGCUGGACAACAUCAGGAAGACGUCCAUGUUCCCGCGGGACCCCAAGCGGGUCACGCCCUAACCGCACCAGUGCUGUGUUUUAUACUGUACCAAAUGUUUAUAAUAAAGUGUAUUUAAACCUUU